Molecule: messenger RNA, 1850 nt
Organism: Brassica rapa (field mustard)
Lineage: Eukaryota; Viridiplantae; Streptophyta; Magnoliopsida; Brassicales; Brassicaceae
Product: E3 ubiquitin-protein ligase BIG BROTHER
Biological process (GO): protein ubiquitination; negative regulation of organ growth; floral organ development
Molecular function (GO): ubiquitin conjugating enzyme binding; ubiquitin-protein transferase activity
Source: RefSeq, a predicted model, not a curated record
AAGAGAAAGAAAAAAGAAAAAGGAGAAAAGAAUUGGGAGGUUUCCUUUUGUGGGAAAACAGACAAGCAAGUUGUGGUUUUGAUAAUCUCAAGGUCGAAAGCUGUACUUUUGUUUUAAAUAAUGAAGAUAAAUAUUAAAUAGUAAAUCCAUCAGCAAAGAACAAAUCCUAAUAAUAUUCCUUUAUUUUUUAUUUUGGUUCAGUUAUUAAAGACAAAGAGGAAAAAAAAGCAAAUCUUUGUCUCUGGGUGUGAGGAGACAGGUGUAGGGUUGAGAUGAAAUCUGUGGAGGGGUGCGUCUCCCCACAUAUCUUUUUGCCGGCUUCUUCAACGGCUUUUUCGCUUCAACUCACCCGUCCUUCGACGUCGUUUUUGUCCCCACCCUCUUUUUCCUCUCUCGUCUACAGUGCCCUCCGCUUCCACCUGCUUUUUCGCUGUCCUAAGAAUUUGGUCGAAAAUCACUUCUCCUUCUUCUUAUUUUUCGCCUAAAUCUAUCUCUCUCUCUCUUAUACUGGUUGUAAUUUGUUAUUCUGUUGCAGAUAUUGGUCUGAAAUUCUCCUUUGCCGUCGUCUUCAAUCGCCACUUGCUGCUCCAACCCUCGUCGAAUGUAUGCACAUCCCAUUACCCUCUCCUCGUGUUCUGUGUACCCUUGCCUCUUUUUUUUUUUUUUUUUUUUUUUUGUUGUUGUUGUUGUAGGCUUUAUUUACUCUCUUUCUUGACACAUCUGUCACUACUCCUCGGCUUCUACUGCUUCCUGGACUUGUUCUGUUUCAACCCUUUUAACAUGAAUAGGCAAAAGUUUUGUUUAUUUUCCCCCCUGGAGUUGUGUGAUAGGGGUUCGUUCAUUCGUAUCUUGUAAGCAAUAGCUGAAAUGAAUGGAGAUAGACCAGAUUCUCAUUACCCUGAGACGGGUUUCCCGUAUGCGGCUUCUGCUAGUUACAUGGACUUUUAUGGUGGUGCGGCUCAGGAUCCCCUAAACUAUGCUCAUGCCGGAACAAUGCAUCCUCAUCAGGACAGCCUGUACUGGACCAUGAACACAAAUGCAUACAAGUUUGGAUUCUCAGGAUCAGAUAAUGCUUCUUUCUAUGGUUCUUAUGACCUGAACGAUCAUCUAUCCAGGAUGUCAAUUGGGAGAACCAAUUGGGAGUACCUUCCCAUGGUAAACGUUGAUGAGUCAGUUCCACGCUCUGUCCAAGUCGGGGACACGGAUGAUCACUCUGACGCUGAAGAAUGCAUUGCAAUUGAACAUGAUCCCGAGAGUCCUCAGGUAUCCUGGCAAGACGACAUUGAUCCGGAUACAAUGACCUAUGAGGAAUUAAUAGAGCUCGGGGAAGCGGUAGGAUCAGAAAGCCGAGGGCUAUCUCAGGAACUCAUAGAAACGCUUCCCACUAGAAAAUAUAAGUUCGGGAGCUUCUUCUCCAGGAAAAGAGCAGGGGAUAGGUGUGUGAUAUGCCAGCUCAAGUACAAGAUUGGGGAGAAGCAGAUGAAUCUUCCGUGCAAGCACGUGUAUCAUUCCGAAUGCAUAUCUAAGUGGCUAAGCAUCAACAAGAUUUGCCCGGUCUGUAACAGCGAGGUCUUUGGGGAGCCCAGCAUCCAUUGAUUGUCUCCAUUAAGUUAAUUGUUUUAGUGUAGUGAAAACUCAGAAGAAGAAGAAGAAAAAUUAGUCUAAUAGAAGAUGAUGUCCACACUAUACUACUCUCUCAUGUUCAGUCCUCUCUGUACAUGUAAUUUUCCAUUCUACUUACAUUUUCGUUUAUGUGUGUAUUGUAACACUCGUAUUGUUAUACUAAAUGCUAGCUACAACCAUAUAAGCUAAAUCCAUAUACGGGGAUGGUCCCUAUCCUUAAGGUUCUA